Molecule: messenger RNA, 1290 nt
Organism: Dothidotthia symphoricarpi CBS 119687
Lineage: Eukaryota; Fungi; Ascomycota; Dothideomycetes; Pleosporales; Dothidotthiaceae
Product: MFS general substrate transporter
Exons: 2
Coding region: 1-1290 (429 amino acids)
Biological process (GO): transmembrane transport
Cellular component (GO): membrane
Molecular function (GO): transmembrane transporter activity
Source: RefSeq, a predicted model, not a curated record
AUGCCACCCCAAAGCCCCCCAGAUGAAGUCUACCCCCCCUUACUCGGCCACCGCGCAAGCACUCCAACCAGCAGCACCAGCAAACCCACCCUCCCCCCAAAGUCCGCCCCCCUAAACCUAAAAAUCGCCGCAGCAAUGUUCUCCUUCACCACACUCGGCCUCUUCAACUCCUCCACGGGCGUCACCCUCCCCCUAAUCUCCCACCACUACACCCUCACCGACCUCCACGUAUCACUAAUCUUCGUCGCGGGACCGCUGGGCUACAUCGCCGCCGCGCAACUAAGCAGUGCAAUGCACCACCAAUUCGGGCAGCGCGGGAUCGCGGUCCUAGGGCCUUUGCUGCAGAUACUCGCCGCGGGGCUGAUUGGGGCGCAUCUUCGUUUCGGCGUCGUGCUGCUGGGCUUUGCGGUGCAGGGUCUGGGUUCGGGACUCCUUGAUGGGUCGUGGUGCGCGUGGGCGGGCACGAUGGAGAGGGCGAAUACGGUGUCGGGAUUGCUGCAUGGGGCGUAUUCUGCGGGUGCGGCGGUCGGUCCGUUGAUUGUUACGCUUUUGACUGCUCGACGGCGCGCGUGGUUCGAGUGGUACUAUGUGCUUGCCGGCAUUUCCCUACUAUCCCUCACAUCCCUAACCACAGCAUUCAGACACCAGAGCGCAGUUGUGUACCACCACUCCCGCCCCUCUGCCACCUCACACAGCACAAAAGCACUCCUCACGCACCCCGCCACCUGGCUCUGCGCAGCCUACUUCCUCGCUGACGUGGGCGUCGAAACCGCGAUCUCGGGCUGGGUCGUAUCCUUCAUGCAGCGCAGCCGGCACGCCUCGCCUUACCUCUCCGGCCUGACGUCCUCGGGCUUCUGGACCGGCAUGGCGAUCGGGCGUCUCAGCCUGGGUCCCGCAACGGAUAGGAUCGGAGUGCGGCGCGCUACGAUCUUAUAUUUCGCAUGCGCAAUUGCGAUUCAAGGCGUGUUUGUUGUGGUGCGGGGGCCCGUUGUGUCGCUUGUGCUUAUGAGCGUGUUGGGGGUUGUUAUGGGCCCGUUGUUCCCGUCUGGGGUGGUGGUUUUGACGCAGGUGUUGCCGCGGGAGAUGCAUGUUGCGGGUGUGUCGUUUGUGGCGUCUGUGGGGCAGGUUGGGGGCGGGUUGUUGCCGUUUGGGAUUGGGGCUGUUGUGGAGGGGUGGGGGAUUGGGGUGUUUCGGUAUGCGGUUCUUGGGCUGUUGGUGGUGGGGUUGGGGGUUUGGUGUGUGUUUGCAAGGGUGGGACGGAGAGUGAGUCCGGGGGUGGGUGGUGAUUGA